UCCAAGUGAAAAAGGGGAUUGCGGGUAGGAAUGCAAUCCACUUCGGCACUAGGAAUGUGGAUUGGGAAUGCAAUCCUUUCAAAAAGGAUUUUACCGAUGCCUGGGAUAUUGAUAUUGUAUUAGCUGCAUAAAUAGUCAACACCGAGCUGAGCAUCACGUCAAGAUACUAGAAGAGUGGACACCAUGGAGUCAAAGCCAGUUGCUUUUCAAUUCACAAAAGCUGUUAAGAAACCAUCUGUGAUACAAACUUCUCUUAACUCUACUGAGAAGAGUGAAGAAGUGGACUUUGUUAAAUCAGUUGAUGACAAAGGCAUUGAAAGCACAAAGAAAAGGAAGGAAUAUGUUCCACUGGUUAUCCCACUGAAGAAACCAAAGCUGAAAAUUCAAAAGGCUGUUGAAAACCAACCAUCCACAGUGACUGAUACCAAAGAGCAUGAUUCUGCAGUGGGAGAGGGGAAUUUGGAUUCUUUGGCUGCUGCAGAAAUUCUACAGGAGGCAGCAGAAGGAGCUGAUGGGAAGGGAAAAGGAAAGGAAGUGGCUGACAUUGAAGUGGCUUCCAGCAGCAUUGUACAGGGUGCCACCAUUGGAGAAGUGCCUACACUGGACGACUAUGACAGUGUACCGGUGGAGGAGUUCGGAAAGGCGCUGCUGCGCGGAAUGGGCUGGAAGGAUGGCGACGGAACCGGCAAGAAGGGAGAGAAGGUGGGUCAGUUCGAGGCAGUGGUGCGCCCCAAGGGUCUCGGUCUGGGCGCGUCCGUAGCGACCGCUCAGCAGACCCCGGCGGCGGCCGGUGCCGACGGAGAUCAGGAGGAGCUGACCAUGGCACCCGGCGCGUUCGUCGUGGUCACCAUCGGAAAGGAGAAGGGCAACUAUGGUCAGGUAUCUAGCCUGGACGGCGACGGCCGGGCGCUGGUCAAAAUGGCCGUCUCUGGCAACACCAGCAGCCUGCCCGAGGGCGCGCUCCGGCUGGUCACCAAGAAGGACUACAAGCGCAACAGCCGCGUCAUCAACCAGGAGAAGUACACCGAGUACAAGGAGCGGCAGGAGAAGGAGCACGAGUCGGCGCGUGGUCGGGACCGUUCGGAAAAGUCCUCCUCACGGGCAGACGAAGCCGCCGAGCGGGACUCGGGGCGGUCUAAGAAUGGAGAGAAGCACCGUCAUCGGGACAAGACGGCCGGUGGUGAUAAGAAGGAGAGGUCAUCUGAGAGGGCAGCUGAUUCACCUGGAAGCCGGGAGACCCGCCGGCCCUGGGUCAGACCCCAGCUGCGAGUCCGCUGCAUCGACCAAAAGUACAAAAAGGGCCGUUACUACAAACAGAAGCUGACUGUCGUCGAUGUCAUCACGGGCCGACCUGUGUAUCUGUAAGGACGCCGACGGUCGGCUCCUGGAGGACGUGGCUACCGCCCGGCUGGAGACGGUCAUACCGCGCCGAGCGCCCGGGGCAGUGAUGGUGGUCCGGGGACCCCAUACCGGUCAGGUAGGAGAGCUGGUGGACCGAGACUCGAAGCGGUGUCGCGCCACCCUGCAGCUGUUGCCCGACCAGCAGCUGGCGACGCUAGACUAUGACGACAUCUGUGAGUACACCGGCAGCUUGGAGGCCUACAGCUGAGACAGAAUCGUACGCUAAUAGUAUAGGAGCUGUGUGGGGUCUUCAGUUGAGAAUGGCAAACCAGAGUACUCGGGUAUACCAGAGGCUAUACCAGAGGCAUCGCUGGUAUACCAGCGAUAUGGAGGUUUUUAGUUCAGAACGGUAGAUCUCAGCACACCAGGCCCUCGGCUGAGGUCGGCCGGCCUCGCUGCAAGUAACCAGGCCCUCACGCGGCGUGAGUCCUGCCAUCCGACCUACCAAGGCGCCAAGGCGUGGAAUCGAGGACAUGUACUGUCACAAGAUGGCACGUGUUACCAUCGUGGCUACCGUCGACGGAUUCGGUGCUGAAGAUGGUACGAUGUGGUGCUAGAUGGCUGAAGGGAGCCGUUUUGUAAUGUUUACUUAGUGCUGAUUUUUUUAUACCGUGGCAUGUCAAAUAUGGAGGUUGUGCACACAUCAUAUGAGCUCAUUGUUAUCAUCUCAUCUGUGGUUUUGUGUCGAUUCCUUACAAACAUACAUAAGAUAACGCGCUGUUGAUACCUAUGAUCAUCCAAUGUUCAUGUACUCAUCAUGUGACAUAAAUGUUCAUUUUUCCACGGUUAUAUCGCC
Molecule: messenger RNA, 2197 nt
Organism: Amphibalanus amphitrite
Lineage: Eukaryota; Metazoa; Arthropoda; Thecostraca; Balanomorpha; Balanidae
Product: G-patch domain and KOW motifs-containing protein-like
Exons: 11
Coding region: 184-1365 (393 amino acids)
Biological process (GO): mRNA splicing, via spliceosome
Cellular component (GO): spliceosomal complex
Molecular function (GO): nucleic acid binding
Source: RefSeq, a predicted model, not a curated record